Molecule: messenger RNA, 2762 nt
Organism: Rhinichthys klamathensis goyatoka
Lineage: Eukaryota; Metazoa; Chordata; Actinopteri; Cypriniformes; Leuciscidae
Product: phosphoglucomutase-1-like
Exons: 11
Coding region: 431-2392 (653 amino acids)
Biological process (GO): carbohydrate metabolic process
Cellular component (GO): cytosol
Molecular function (GO): phosphoglucomutase activity; magnesium ion binding
Source: RefSeq, a predicted model, not a curated record
AACAAAUCCGAUCCAUGGUGUCCUCACCUCGCAACUUGCCUGGAUCUUAAAGGAUUUUCCUUUCUUUCUACCCCAAUUGCCCUGGUCUUGUUGCAGUAAGGACUUACCCUGGGUCUUUUUUUAUUCAGUUUAUUUUGGAGCCAGCUAAACCAUCUGUUAUAAUCAACACAUCAACGCAGUAAUUUCAUCCAUAAGGAUCUUAGACAUGCUGCAGUUAAUACCCAAACCCCCCUGACUGUCCCCAAACCCUGACUGUCCAACGAUAUGGCAUGUUUUUCAUUAGCUGCUCGAAUCUUGAAUGAUCCUGGGAGAUUUAGAAUAUGUCAAAACAACCCAUUUAGUGUUUACAGCCAGAUCACCCUGGGCUUAUUCACUCAGAAUCAGCUCUAUUUAGCCUCUGAGUAAAUGCCUGGGCAAAUAGUGCACAUGAAUGAGCCCUUGUUGGCUGUCUUAUCCAUCUGCCUCAAUAGGCCUUUGGAGGCAAGAGAAUCUGACAGUGAUGCCCAUGCACAUGUGUGAGAAGCCGUCUUCAGUUACCAAGUUUAAUUUUAGCCCGUUAACAGCCUCAAUCCAACUCUCGGGAAUGCAUAAGGGCACAAGGCUUUUCCUCCUUCUCCUCCCGUCACUCUCUCUCUCUCCUCUGCGAGGAGAUAACAGCUUCUCCUUUAGUCUUCCUCAACGGUUUGGAGCAAUGAACGAUAGUCCCUUGCAAGUGCUGACGUUGCCUACUUCUCCGUACCCCGACCAGAGGCCUGGAACCAGUGGCCUGAGGAAGAAGGUCCAUAUUUUCCAGUCUAAAAAGAACUACUUGCACAACUUCAUUCAGUGCAUCUUCUCCUCCAUCGACCUGCGGGACAGGCAGGGCUCCACUGUGGUGGUGGGUGGAGAUGGACGCUACUUCAAUUCGACUGCAAUUCAGGUCAUAGUGCAGAUGGCUGCUGCUAAUGGGGUGGGUCGUAUUGUGAUUGGUCAGAAUGGCAUCAUGUCGACGCCGGCUGUGUCGUGCGUGAUCAGGAAGAUUAAAGCCAUAGGUGGGAUUAUUCUUACUGCCAGUCACAACCCUGGAGGACCUGACGGAGACUUCUGCAUCAAAUUUAAUACUGCCAAUGGAGGUCCAGCACCAGAGGCUGUCACAAAUAAAGUCUUCCAAAUGAGCAGAAUCAUAGAGGAAUAUGCCAUCUGUCCUGAACUCAGAGUUGAUCUAGGGACUAUUGGCAAGCAAUCCUUCGACCUGGAGAACAAAUUCAAACCUUUUACAGUAGAAAUUGUGGAUCCAGUUGAAUCCUAUGCCAACUCUCUGAGGAACAUCUUCGAUUUUGCCAUUCUGAAGGAGUUACUAUCAGGAGACAAUCACAUACAAAUCCGUUUAGAUGCCAUGCAUGGAGUGAUUGGGCCGUAUGUGAAGAAGAUCCUGUGUGAGGAGCUGGGCUCCCCUGCGAAUUCAGCCAUUAACUGUGUACCUCUGGAAAACUUUGGAGGUUGCCACCCAGACCCCAACUUGACCUAUGGCGCAGACCUUGUUGAGACAAUGAAGAGUGGACAGUAUGACUUUGGAGCUGCUUUUGAUGGUGACGGUGACCGUAAUAUGAUCCUUGGGAAGCAUGGCUUCUUUGUAAAUCCCUCCGACUCAGUUGCCGUCAUUGCUGCAAACAUCUUCUGCAUUCCUUACUUCCAGCACACAGGAAUAAGAGGCUUUGCUAGGAGUAUGCCCACCAGUGCAGCUCUAGACAUGGUGGCCAGGGCCACCAAGAUCCAACUAUACGAGACUCCAACCGGUUGGAAAUUUUUUGGGAGCUUGAUGGACGCAGGACGUCUCUCGCUGUGUGGGGAGGAAAGUUUUGGCACAGGUUCAGAUUAUAUCCGGGAGAAGGAUGGGCUUUGGGCAGUGCUAGCAUGGCUGUCCAUCCUAGCGGUGAGGAGGCAAAGUGUAGAAGACAUUAUGACAGACCACUGGAGAACCUACGGGAGGAACUACUACACCAGAUUUGAUUAUGAGGCGGUGGAUUUAGAUGCGGCUGUGGAGAUGAUGUUAGAUCUUGAGCUGGUGGUUUCAGACAAGGCAUUCAUUGGACAAGUGUUUGCUGUGGGGGAAAAGAAAUACCAAGUGGAGGUGGCAGACAAUUUUGAGUACAGUGACCCUGUGGAUGGAACCAUUUCAAGAAAUCAGGGUUUGCGGAUCAUUUUUAAAGGAGGUUCUCGCAUAAUCUUUCGUCUUAGUGGGACCGAUAGUUUCGGAGCCACAGUUCGCCUGUAUAUCGACAGUUUUGAGAAAGAUAUAAGCAAGCUCUUUCAGGACCCACAGGUGGCGCUGGCGGAGCUCGUCACCAUUGCCCUGCAGCUUUCACAGAUACAUGAAAGAACCGGGCGAAGAGGCCCUACUGUUAUUACAUGAUUACUUUCAAUGUCCUUUUACUUUUUCAUUCUUUUUUUUCUACACAUUGCUUUCGGCGAAAAAUAUAAUUGCUACAUGUUCUCUCGCCUUAUCAGAAAGAGUACAGACAUUCUCGAGCUUCACCUUUGCUUGGCUUAUGAAUAUUAAUUACGUCACUUGACGUUUCAGGAAGGUUACCGAGCAACGUGACCAUAACCUAAUUAAUAUUCAUGAGCUAGCCACUGACGAAAUUUGUAUUCGUGAAUUCGCUGCCCAACAACGACAUGUUGGACUCAGUAAUAAUGUAAUAUACUGGCUGAAAUGAGACGCAGCUGUCACACAGGUAGGCUAAGUAACUUCUGAUAACGGAUAUAUAAUUUAAGGAAUGGUU